CGUCGAUAUAACUGUGCAUUCACUUUAGUACACGCCAGGUGGACGGACCAUCGCAACGUUGCGUGACUUCAACCAUCCUCAAAAUGGCACCAAUAACUUUCGAUAAUCCUGCCGUACAGGCGUAUAUCCUAUACUCGGCUAUAUUAGCAGUGAAGCUGCUUGCUCUCGGACCUAUCACCGGAUUCACAAGAAUGGCUAAAGGUACUUUCGCUAGCCCUGAAGAUGCCAAACUUUUGAAAGGCAAAGUGAAGACUGACGAGACUGUAGAGCGAAUUCGGCGCGCCCAUCUCAACGAUCUGGAGAACAUUCCCGCGUUUUGGAUCCUAGGAGUGUUGUACCUCACCACGGGACCUAAUGUUGUCUGGGCGAGCUUGCUGUUCAAGAUGUAUACGGCAGCCCGCGUGUCUCAUACCAUCUUCUACACAAUAAUUGCAGCCCAGCCAUUUAGAGGCCUUUCGUGGAUGAUCGCCUUUGUGAUCAUGUUAUACAUGGCUGUACAUGUAAUAUUACAAAAUAUAACAGCAUUGUAAUUACUUUUUCUUUAUCUGUAUUUUUGAUAAGAGAAAUAAAACUUUUGAUAUAAAAA
Messenger RNA from Amyelois transitella, 586 nucleotides. Its product is annotated as microsomal glutathione S-transferase 1-like. Gene Ontology annotation, cellular component: membrane. NCBI's taxonomy places the organism in Eukaryota, Metazoa, Arthropoda, Insecta, Lepidoptera, Pyralidae. The transcript has a single exon. The coding region runs from base 84 to 530 and encodes 148 amino acids. The record is from RefSeq and is a predicted model, not a curated record.